This is a messenger RNA of Vespa mandarinia (Asian giant hornet), 2805 nucleotides long. RefSeq names its product IQ motif-containing protein H. Gene Ontology annotation, molecular function: protein binding. Lineage: Eukaryota; Metazoa; Arthropoda; Insecta; Hymenoptera; Vespidae. The record is from RefSeq and is a predicted model, not a curated record.
AUGUCGUUUCUAAAUCAAAAAGAAAAUGAUCAUGAAGAGACAAUAGAAUUGAAUAAAUUGCGAGAACUUUGUGAUAAAGUACAAAAGGGAUUAAUAUCGAUCGAAGAAGAUUGCAAUAAAUUUUGGGUAGAAAUGAAAUUAGAUUUGUUAUUAGAAAAUAAAAAUCGAUCUGAGGCUUUGUUAGAUAAACUCCCGAUAAAAGUAAAAACGGCUUACGAAGCGUGCAAAAGUGCUUUAUUGAAAAACGAUGAAUAUAUUUUGUCAUUGGUACGUUGUCAUUGCAAAUGGAAAAAUGUAUCUAAAUCGAUUAUGAAUGAUGAAAAGAUUAGGCCGGAAAAAUUAGAUCUUUUACCCACGAAAUUCGACGAAACUGAUUUGAAAUUUAAGCAGGAUUUAAUGGACUUACGAACCAAAAUGUUUUCUUUAGUCGACGACGAAAUGGACACGAUUUGUCAGAGAACAGAAGUAGAAAAUGGAGUUUUAUCCACGAAUAAAAAUUACUAUCAAAUCAUGAAAAAAUACAAACGUUCCACAUCCAUGAAUAAAAUAGAUUUAUCACAUAUUCAUGCUUUAAAAUAUAUCGACGGAGAAUUAACAAAAAAUGAAGGAUGGUCUAAGGUUCUCGAUGUUAAUGGCAAACAACUUAGAUCGAAAUGGUAUUUGGUUGUAUCCCCACAAAUAGAAAAAAUAUUGAAAAAACGACGGAUAUAUUCGUUUCGUUUGGAUCCAUUAAAGGUCUUUAAUUUUUUACUAUCUAUACCCGAAAGUGGAAUACAUUUUAAAUUGUCGAAGGAAGAUCUACUUCUUUUAUUGCAAGAUAUUUCUGAGGAAGGGCCUUGGAUAACGAGUUGGAAGCCUCAAUUAAAAACUUUGGAUAGAAAGGAAAUUGCCGUCAUUUUGAUACAGUCCUGUUGGCGUGGUUAUUGGCUUCGUAAACAAAUAAACGAAUCUUAUCGUCGUUAUAUAGCAGCUAGCGUAUUGUGGUACAAAUGGUUAUUCUUAAAAUCCAAACGAGAGAUAUAUACUAAUCAUUUGAAAAAAAUGCUCUUGUCGUUGAACAUAAGUCGAGUAUUUAAUGAAAAAUUGAGCAAAGAAUUCUAUGACUUGAUUAAAUAUCCACACGUGAUCAUUCAUCUUCCAUCGCUUGGUUAUUCCAUUAACAUUCGUCAAACGUUCAUUCCAAAAAUGCUUGGUAUUUAUCAACACUCGAUGAUUUUCAGACUUUCAUUUUUACGCAAUCAAAUGUCUGAGAUUGUUUAUAUUUUGCCUGUCGAAGCUACGCAAGAUUUAUUAUCUAUGUACGUUGAUAUUAUCGAUUCUAUCGUUUCACAAGAACGUACAGCCAAUCGUGUAACGUUUCUUACUCUUUCACAAGCUAAGACUCUCGAAUGUACACACAUGAAUGUAUCUAGGAUUUUACAUUGCUCAGAGAAAACUUUGACGGUUAUUAGAAAAAAGAUCAAUGGAAAACCAGGAUAUAUUUUACCUUGGAUCGUUGAUGAAUGUGACGUUAGAGUAUCGGAUUAUCUUUCUAUACCUUUGUUAGGGCCAGAUAUGAUCCUACAGCAAGAAUUAUUAAAUCUAUCGAAGAUUAGUGAAAUAAUUGAAAAUCUUGAUUUACCACAGCCAGCUCAUUCCAAAGAUAUACGAGAGUAUUCGAAGCUAUGCGCCAAUCUAGCUAAAUUAAUCAUAUUAAAUACCGAAAUUUGUUUAUGGUUAAUUAGAUUGAAUUUCGGGGUACAGACCAAACACUAUGGCGUAUUUUUGAUCAAUCACAUUAGUAUACCAUUCAUGCCUACGAUCAGAAAAAUAAGAAAACAGUAUGGCGACGAAUGGAUAAAUAAUUCCGAUGUACGAGAGGAAUAUUUAAAUGCUUUGUUAAUUCAUUUACCAAAAAUUGUCUCCAUUGUAACGAGUUUUAACAAAGUCCAGUAUAAUUCAUGGAAAGAUUUUUAUAAUCACGUACAAAAGUUUGGAUGUUUGUUGCAAGCUGUACCUAAUGAAAAAAAUUCAAGUACCAUAUCCGUAUCACUUUUUAUUCCAAAUAAGAUCACUAGAAAACCUUUCAAAUGGAUCGGUACUUCGAAUAAAUUACAAUUAGACGUUAACUUUUCAAUGUUUGCUUAUAUGAUACCACAGACUUCAGUGAAUAUAGAGAUCUUAAAUCCAAGCAUAAAUAAACUUGCUUAUGCUCUCCAACAGCUCGGCUAUUUUGGAUAUUUAACUAUAGAUUGUUAUUGUUAUUUCGAUAAUAACAAAGAAAAAAUGGUUGUAUUAUUACUCGAUAUUUAUCCUUAUUAUUCUCAUUUACAAAUGUACGUUGAUUGGAUGAAAUUUGUUAUCGAUGGCUCUUACAAUUCUGAAACAAAUACUUUCAAUGGUAAUGUCAUUGUACGAGAGCAUUCUGGAAAAAAAGUAAUUACUUCGUCGAUAUAUGCUAAGGAAUGGGACGAAACUACUGAGAGAACUGCAAUAGUAAUUUGUGAAUUAUAUCAUGUCAAUUUGCCUGCUUAUUCAUGGUCCAAAUUGAAGAUUCUUAUGGAAGAUGUUGGAAUCAUUUACGAAGCUAGAAAGAAAGAAGGUUCUCAUUUUAUUUUACACGAUAGCGAGAUAAAGAAUACUGGGACCAUGGUGAUUGUUACUCCCAACAUGAAAAUGACAUUAUCAAAGACACAUAAUAUUUUGAGAAGUUUAUGUCACGCUUUGUCAACUAAAAAAAAAUCAGAAUCGAAUAUGUUGAGUGUAGCUAAUUUUUUUGAAAAAUUCUCUUUAAAUUAUUACGAUCAAUCUUAUGAUCCAUGUUAA